CCCCAAACCAUCUGGCUGCUCCUUCUGAUCAUUCAUCCACCACCCGCCAUGGACUCCAUCCGGGAGGUCCCCGCCCGCUUGGCACGGCGGUGCACCAGCCUCUCCUCGUGGAAGCUGCCGAAGCCGACUUCGACGCUGGCGCCGGCACAUGUUUGGUCUAACGCGGACAUGGACCCAGUGCCCCCGGAGAAGCAAACAUGGGAUGCGUGGACAUGGAUGGGCUACUGGGCCUCGGACGCCAUCAAUAUCGGUACGUGGCAAGCAGCCUCGUCCAUUCUCGCCGUCGGCCUGUCGUGGCGCGACGCCAUCGCCGUCGUCUUUGUCGGCACCACGUGUAUUGCCGUGCCCAUGGUCCUGAACGGCGCCGUGGGUGCCCGCCUCCACGUGCCCUUCUCGGUUGCCGUCCGUGCCGGGUUUGGCUACUACCUCGCCUACUACUGCAUCGUCUCUCGUGCUGUCCUGGCCGCCUCCUGGCUGGGCAUCCAGAGCGUCAGCGGCAGCCAGUGUGUGACCAUCAUGCUCGCGGCCAUCUGGCCGUCCUACCGCGACAUUGCCAACACGCUGCCCACCAGUGCCGGCAUCGACACCAAGGGCAUGCUCUCGUAUUGCCUCUUCUGGCUGAUCCAGAUCCCCCUGCUUCUCGUGCCGCCACGCAAGCUCAAGUGGCUCUUUGUGGCCAAGAUGAUUGUCGCGCCCAUCACCGCUUUUGCCAUGCUCGGCUGGGAACGGCUUCUUCCGCGGAUCGCCCCUGGCUCUGGCGGUCGUGCUGCGGCCUUCUUCGCGGCGGCCGCCUGGUUCAUUGUGCAGGUCGGCUCCAAUGUCACAGCCAACUGCAUCUCGGCGGCCAACGACCUGACGGUGCUGAUGCCGCGGUACGUCAAUAUCCGGCGCGGCUGCAUCAUCACGGCCGUCGCUGGCGGCUGGGUGUUUGUGCCGUGGAAGAUCCUCGCGUCCGCCGGCAGCUUCCUGUCGUUCAUGGGCGGCUACGCAGUGUUCCUGGGCCCGAUCGCCGGCGUGCUCGUGUCUGACUACUGGCUCGUGCGGCGGCAAAAGGUCGACGUGCCCGGCAUGUAUGAUCCGGACGGGCGCUACCGGUACUGGUACGGCAUCAACUGGCGCGCCCUCGUGACUUUGUUGGCCUGCUCGGUGCCAAAUCUGCCUGGCCUCGCGGCAAGCAUCAGCCCGGCUUCGGUCAGCAUCAGCGAGGGCGCCCAGAAUCUGUACAGCUUCAACUGGAUGUUUGGGUUCACGGCGGCAGUCUUCGCGUAUUGGGGCAUGUCUCUGGUCUUUCCUCCUUGGGAGACGUUUGUUGGAGCGCCCAUUCUCGGUGUGGCUGAGGCGGCGGAAGCGGGCGAGAGGGAUUCUGAGGCAGGGGUGACGGAGGCCAAAGGGGAUGUUGCGAUGGGCAAACUCGCGGAAGGGCCAGCGGAAAAGACGAGGGCGGCGGAUGAGGUCUAG
Molecule: messenger RNA, 1458 nt
Organism: Microdochium trichocladiopsis
Lineage: Eukaryota; Fungi; Ascomycota; Sordariomycetes; Xylariales; Microdochiaceae
Product: permease for cytosine/purines, uracil, thiamine, allantoin-domain-containing protein
Exons: 2
Coding region: 49-1458 (469 amino acids)
Biological process (GO): transmembrane transport; nucleobase transport
Cellular component (GO): plasma membrane
Molecular function (GO): nucleobase transmembrane transporter activity
Source: RefSeq, a predicted model, not a curated record